Molecule: messenger RNA, 1413 nt
Organism: Diprion similis
Lineage: Eukaryota; Metazoa; Arthropoda; Insecta; Hymenoptera; Diprionidae
Product: nucleoplasmin-like protein
Exons: 7
Coding region: 166-777 (203 amino acids)
Biological process (GO): chromatin remodeling
Cellular component (GO): nucleolus; cytoplasm; nucleoplasm
Molecular function (GO): histone binding; RNA binding; chromatin binding
Source: RefSeq, a predicted model, not a curated record
AACCGGAACGUACUCUAGGCGCGCAAGCCGAGGGACGCGAAACUCAUUCGCUGCGAGAUCGUCAAACACGUGCGACCAUUCCGAGUCUGCCCAGUUACGCGGCGUCCCUCGGCUUCUGACCCGUAACUCGAGACGUUCGUAUCUGUGUAUAUCUAACCGAUCGCCAUGGCUGAGGAAUAUUUAUACGGAAUCACUUUGGAAGGACCCAAUGCCACCGAGGUCUGGGAUCCUGAACACAAAAACGAGGACGUUGACGGUGCUAAUCAGCAUUUUGGUGCUGACCAAAAACUCAUCAUCAAAAUGGCACUUCUGGGACCUGAAGCCAAAGCUGGCGAGUUGAAUGUAUUACAAGUUGAGGCGAUGGGACUCAAAGGCCCAAUUAAAACCCCAAUAGCCUUAUUGGAACUGGGAAAAACUGCACAAAUUAUCCUUGAUCUAAGUUUCCCUGAUCCACCCGUCACAUUCACCUUAAUCAAAGGCAGCGGUCCAGUCCACAUAGUAGGACAUAAUCUCCUUGGGACGCAUAUGGAUGAAUUUGAAGACAUGGAAGAUGAAAUGGAGGAAGAAAACAUCGAUGAUGAAGAUGAUGAGAAGGCCUCGCAUAAGAAACGGAAACUUUCUGGCGAGGGUAAAAAAAAUGGCACCAAACGCGCCAAGAUGGAUGAGGAGGACCCUGAAGAUGAAGAAGACGAAGACGAAGAGCCCAAAAAGAAGAAUGCGAAAUUAGCAGUUCCAGCUAAAAACAAAAAUCAAGCUAACAAGAAUAAGAAAAAAUAAACCCGUGGUUCUAUUACCAACAAACACAUCCUAGGCUAGGCUCUUGAAUCGACUAUAAAAGGGUCCCGGGGCCAUGACAGGGUCAACAGUGAAAACAAACUUUCGAGGAAUAAGUCUAUACAGAAGACAUAUGGCAGGUCGACUCUUCCGCAUUUUACGCUUCUGCGUCAUCCUGAACGUCGAAAUAGUAAUCUACAGCUCAGAUUUGAUAGUUCGUGAAUCCAAAUACUAGACAAAUGAUAGACUGACAGACAGACGGAGACUGAUUGAUUCAGGUUUCAAUCCCACUCUUCCGCAACUUGACUUCCGGUCAGAAAACACAAAGCUAUAUUAUAACAUCACUUGAUAAUAAUAUUUAUUCCUUAUAAAGAUCAUGAAGGAAAUUUUAACCCACAGAUCUAGUGUAUUUAUUUUGAACUUUAAACGAGGUCUUUGAUUAAUUUUAUGACUAUUAGAAGGAGUUGAAACAGAACAUUGUCAUCUCUCGAUAUUCAUUCCAUUUGAAGAAAAGUAAUAUAACGGUGCACCGUUCUUAUUUAACAUGUGUUAUACACAGUGUUUUUCACUUACGUGCCCAAACGUCUGUAUACUCUUUUGUACAUAUACGAUACAAUAAAAAUUUCACUUAACUUUUAA